Molecule: messenger RNA, 2173 nt
Organism: Thalassophryne amazonica
Lineage: Eukaryota; Metazoa; Chordata; Actinopteri; Batrachoidiformes; Batrachoididae
Gene: zbtb3
Product: zinc finger and BTB domain containing 3
Exons: 4
Coding region: 172-2076 (634 amino acids)
Biological process (GO): regulation of transcription by RNA polymerase II
Cellular component (GO): nucleus
Molecular function (GO): protein binding; DNA-binding transcription factor activity, RNA polymerase II-specific; RNA polymerase II cis-regulatory region sequence-specific DNA binding
Source: RefSeq, a predicted model, not a curated record
AGACCAACAUCACCCAACAGCUGUAGAUGCUUGUUUCUGGCAGUUUUGUUUGCAUUUAUUAGGGUUCAGCUCCAAACGUAGACGGACUCACUGAAUAAGAUUUUGUAUGUCGCCAUGGAAAAAAGUGACGUUUCGUCUUGACAAAGAACAUACCCGCCUUUAAAUCAGGUGAUGGAGUUUCCACAGCAUUCCCAACAGGUUCUGUCAGCUCUGCGCUCCCAACGUCAGCGGGGUUUCCUUUGUGACUGCACCGUCCUGGUCGGCUCAUCUAGCUUUCUUGCUCAUAGGGCUGUUUUGGCCUCCUGCUCACCUUUUUUCCACAUGUUCUACUCUGAUUCUCCGGGAGGAAAUGGCGGAAGCCCCAAUAACAGCUCAGUCACACUCGACAGUGACAUUGUUACGGCUGCUGCAUUCAGCUUGCUGUUGGACUUUGUUUAUGAAGGUGUUCUGCAGCUGCAGGAGUCUCCACCAGUGGAGGACAUUUUGGCAGCUGCAAGUUUCCUGCACAUGAAUGAGGUAGUGAGAGUGUGCAAGAGACGAUUACAGAGACGAGGGCCUCUUGCUGAAGCAGAUAGCACACGGUCCGAAGAGAGCGCUGGGGCAAGGAAGGGAAUAGAAAUGGAAACGGACAGUGGAGGUCACCGUGGAGCUGGGCCAGAGAUGGUUAUGGAAACUGAUCGUAGACUGAAUGCUGUUGCACAGGCAGCACCGUUUUUACCACUAUGUAUCACACGAGAGAGGAGUCACAUGGACUCUGUAAAGUCUGAGAUGAGUACUAGUUCAGGGUCUGAAGCCCGAGUGCAGACACCUCUGAGUCCCGAGCUCGCUGAUACCACCCAGCCAGGAAUGGAUGCUCCUUCUUUGCCCCCAGGAGGAGAGCUGGUUCAGUGCCUCAGUGCAGGCCCCUCAGCUGCAGCUUCUGCAGCCAGUGUAGCAACUGGAAGACUUGGAGAGGGAUUGUUACUAUGCAGCCCUUGUAGCACCACUGAGACAUACAGCAGCAACCAGCAGCCCUCUUCCUCUUCAUCUUCCUUGGUCCCUGUGAGCCAGACAACUGGCCGGUCGAUUGUUGCUCUUCCUCUUUCUGACUCCAGCCUCUCCCCAAGCCCCCAUCAGGAUGUAAUUCAUCUACCACGUGAUGACAGCUCUGGAAGGAAACCCUCAGAGUCUGACCCUGUUGGUACGUUUAGUCCUGUUCAAAAGACAGUAGUAUUAAUUCAUGCAUCAGCAGUCCCAACGCAAUUACAGACAAACCAGAGACCGUCACUGCCUGAGUCUGUGCCUCCUCAAAUCAGAAUCCAUAACACUGUAUCACUCCACCAAAGCCCAGGUACUCGCCCUACUCUCCCGACCCAAGCCCAUACUGAUCCUCAAGUGGAGACGGGGGCUUUACCCAGCAUCAGGGAUGGAAGAUCUCAUCCUGUCACAGGCAGAGUGAGGGUGGAGGUAGUAGAUAGCGAUCAGGAAAACGUAAAGGUCAAGAUGGAGGCAAUCGUUAUAUCUGAUGAAGAAGCGGAGGAAAAAGAUGAAGGGAAAGAGACAGAACCUGUGAUGGAAGUGGAAGAUGAGUUGGAAGAAGAGCUGAACUGCCCUUUGUAUAUCUCAUCACACUCACAAGGUCUCUUACAAAUGACCUCUAAUACCAAUGAAUCUUACUCCUUCUCUCUCUCCCCGGCCUCCUCCUCCCCUUCUGGUGCUGGCCCUUCCACCCAGGACACGUCAUCCUUCACAGGUUCUCUCAUUCCUCCAACCACAGCUCAACAAACUUCAGAAAAUCCUGCCUACUUCCAGGACUUCCGGGAACCUGUUGGCAACUUUGUGGAGGAUGUGCCAACAUGUGGGGUCUGCGGAAAGACUUUCUCUUGCACAUACACACUAAGGCGUCAUGCCAUUGUGCACACGCGUGAGCGCCCAUAUGAGUGCCGCUAUUGUUACCGCAGCUACACUCAAUCAGGUGACCUGUAUCGGCACAUUCGGAAAGCCCAUGACCACAGCCUGCCUGCAAAACGCAGCAAGGCAGACACAGAGCCAUCCCUGCCACCACAGCCGCCGCCGCCGCCACCACCUCUUAGCUAACACACACAUGUUUAUAUUUCUACACUUAAAUGCAAUAUCUAACUUUAACUGAAUAAGAAGUAUAAUUCUACCAUCAACCCAAAUCCACGUCCCUUUA